Messenger RNA from Aplysia californica (California sea hare), 5422 nucleotides. RefSeq names its product multidrug resistance-associated protein 1. Gene Ontology annotation, cellular component: membrane. NCBI's taxonomy places the organism in Eukaryota, Metazoa, Mollusca, Gastropoda, Aplysiida, Aplysiidae. Gene Ontology annotation, molecular function: ATP binding; ABC-type transporter activity; ATP hydrolysis activity. Gene Ontology annotation, biological process: transmembrane transport. The record is from RefSeq and is a predicted model, not a curated record.
GUGGUUGUGGAUUUUUGCCACACGCAAAUCUUUGAUAGUGGAUAACAUCUCCACUAUGUUUAGAGAAAUAUUUCCUUGUUUUUCAAAACAAAAUAAUCUAGUAUAAGGCUAUGCUAGGUUUUCAUGGACUCUAGACUCCGUAACUUCUCCCAGGUUCUAGUAACUUCAAAACGUGUAACGACUAACAGAUUCUUCUGUACCCUCAGGGUCCAUACUCCUCGCCAAAGCCUCUUUUCCUCGCAGCUGUCCGCAUACGUCAUCAGGGGACCACCAAGAUUGUCACGAGGGAACCCGCGGGACUACAAACAUGGCCAAUGAAUCUACACCAAACCGAUGGACCAGCUUUGAAGAAUUCUGCGGCUAUUCUCCUUUUAUGUUAACCAGCCUCUGUCUGCUUCGCAUGGAGCGCCUCAAGGGGGUGGUGGCGUCCUACAUACACUGGUUUUUCUGGCUCGUCAGUUUCCUGGCAACCAUCGUGCCGUUCUACAGCAAUGUUAAAGAGAGUAGAGACGACUUCGACAAUUUUGGCUACGUCACUGACUUCAUCUACUUCGUGCUCCUGUUGUUACAACUCUUGAUCUCUUCAGUGGCUGAGAAGAGGCCGGUCGACUACAGGGAUCUCAGUGAGGAAGUAGAGUACCCUAGUCCAGAGCUGACGGCCUCAGUGCCCAGUCUUUUGACCUUUUGGUGGAUCGUUCCAUAAUGAAAGUUUGCUCUGACCUCUUGUUAUUUGCUACACCCAAAGUCACAGAGCUUUGACUGUCAGUUCCAUCGGCGCCGAGAAAUCUGCCGGAGAGAUCGUGAACCUGAUGGCUGUGGACACCCAGAAGUACGAAGACCUCUGUUUGUACCUGCCCAUGGUCAUAUCUACACCUUUUCAGCUUGGAUUGGCCAUCUACAUGCUUUAUGACCAGCUAGAGGUUGCUGUGUUUGCGGGCAUGGGGACGAUGCUGCUGGCUGUACCCUUCAACGCCGUUGUAGGAGUCUUUAUCAAGAAAUACCAAGAACUGCUGAUGGCUUAUAAAGACCAGAGAAUGAAACUUUUGGGGGAAGUGUUAGAAGGCAUCAAGGUCCUCAAGUUAUACGCCUGGGAAGGAUCUUUCCAGAAGAAGAUUGAGGAGAUUCGGGAGAAAGAAGUCAAAGUCCUCUCCAAAUUCAGCUUUAUGAUUGCUGUGACCAUCUUUGUUUUCACGAUCAUGCCGUACAUUAUCAAGCUUGUAUCGUGGGGGGUCUAUAUAGAGAUCUCUGACGAGGGGUACCUCAGCCCAACCGUUGCCUUCGUUUCCAUGUCCCUGUUCAACAUGCUCAACCAGCCCUUGACCAUGCUACCCUUGUUCUUCCCAAUGUUUAUUCAGGCCAUCGUUGCCACGACAAGAAUUAGUGCCUUCCUCAACGAAGAGGAUAUUAAACAAAACGUCAAGAAAGAUCCUUCAGCAGUGAAAGCAGUUCGGAUCUCAAACGGAAAUUUUACCUGGGAUAAGAGUCAAGCUCUGCCUACUCUAAGAGAUAUCAACGUGGCUAUCAAAUCGCGAGGUCUCGUUGCCGUUGUGGGUACCGUGGGCAGCGGCAAAUCGUCUCUUCUGUCAGCCAUCUUGGGAGAGAUGGAGAAGCUGACUGGGACUGUGAUAGUCAAGAGCUCCAUUGCCUACGUCCCUCAGGAGGCGUGGAUUCAGAAUGCCACUGUCAGAGACAAUAUUCUAUUCGGGUCUCCGUUGAACUACCGAAGAUAUGAUGAGGUCAUCGAAGCGUGUGCGCUCAAGUCAGAUUUGGAGAUUCUGCCUGCUGGGGACCGAACGGAAAUAGGAGAAAAGGGCAUAAACGUGUCCGGUGGUCAAAAGCAGCGCGUGUCCCUGGCCCGGGCUGUGUACAGUGACCAGGACAUCUUCCUUCUGGACGACCCGCUCAGUGCCGUGGACAGUCACGUGGGCAAACACAUCUUUACUAACGUCCUCAGUCACAGAGGCCUUCUGAAAGACAAGACCCGUAUCCUGGUGACCCACGGCGUGCACUGGCUCCCCCUGGUGGACCAGAUUGUGGUGCUCUCUGACGGCCGGGUCAGCGAGGUCGGCAGUUAUGAGGAGCUGCUCAGCAAAGAUGGCGCCUUCGCACAGUUCCUUAAGGAACAUCUGCAGGACAAUAUGGAGGACAGCUCUGAGGGUGAAGUUGAUCCAGAAGUGGAAGCUUUGAAGCGCAAAGUGAUUGAAAGACUGGAGUCCGUGAGCGGACCUGUUAUGUCAGGGCAUUCUUCCCAAGAAGAUGAGCAAACAAAGAGUUUUGGAAACUCUGGUUCAUUGAGACGGCGCAAGUCCCAGUCUGCCCCCAGACGCCGGUCAAGUGUACAGCCAAAGAGACAGCGCAGUGCUGUUGAUGAAAUCCUGGAAUCCUCUCUGAAUAUCCCCAAGAAGGAUCCGGUGGCGGGAGAGAGGUUGAUCGAGGAGGAGAAGGGAGCUGAAGGAAAGGUCAAGCUGGACAUUUUCAUCCACUAUAUGAAAGCCAUCGGACCCUGGACCUGUGGAAUUGCCGUGUUUCUAUAUGCCUGCCACUCUGGAGCCAGCAUCUUCACACCUCUGUUCGUGCUAGGUUUCUCAGUGAUCGCUGCCUUCACCAUGACAAGAGCCGCCAAGAGGCUGCAUAUGGCGAUGCUGCAUAAUAUUAUGCGCGCUCCAAUGGCAUUCUUCGACACGACUCCUAUCGGACGGAUUAUGAACCGAUUUUCUCGAGACUCCGAAACGGUCGACUUUUUGUUACCUAACACGAUACAGAAUACGAUGGAGGGCAUCAGUCAGGUCAUCGUUACUAUCGUCAUCAUCAGCUACAGCACGCCCAUCUUCCUGUCGGUUCUGGGACCUUUGGCGAUAAUCUACAUUCUUGUGCUGAUCACGUACAUCCCCACAUCCCGUCAGUUACGACGCAUCGACUCCGUCACUCGCUCUCCCGUCUAUGUGCACUUCUCCGAGACUCAAAAUGGUGCCUCCUCCAUCCGGGCGUACGGAGCCCAGGAGAGAUUUAUACGUCAGUCCAAAGCCAGAGUGGACCACAACUUCAAGUUCUACUUCGCCGGAGUAGGACUUAAUACAUGGUUAUCCUUAGUCUUACAAAAUCUGGGAAACGUAGUCGUCUUUGCCGCUGCCAUCUUUGCUGUGACCAACUCGGACAUUGAGACCGAAAUCGUCGGGAUGUCAGUGACCACAGCUAUGCAGAUGACUGUGGCCCUACAGAUGCUUGUACAACAACUGAGCGAGGCUGAAAUCAACAUCGUGUCCGUGGAAAGAAUGCGGGAAUACACAUACACCCCACGGGAGGACGACUGGGUCUACCCUAACCGCCGGCCGGACCCAGAAUGGCCUCAGAAAGGUAACGUGGAGUUCAAUGAGUACAAGACACGCUACAGACCUGGCCUUGACCUUGUGCUCAGAGAUAUCUCCUGCCAAAUCAAGGGAGGGGAGAAGAUCGGUAUCGUGGGCCGCACGGGCGCCGGCAAGUCUUCCAUGACUGUGGCUUUGUUCCGCAUCAUCGAGGCGGCCGGCGGGAAGAUCGUCAUAGACGGCCUGAACAUCUCGGACAUGGGGCUACAUGACCUCAGGAGUAGACUCACUAUACUGCCACAGGGUGGCCUGUACUAUGAGUGUGGGGAGGGAGGCAGCAACCUCAGCGUUGGUCAGCGUCAGUUGGUGUGUUUGGCGCGGACUCUGUUGAGGAAGACCAAGAUCCUGGUGCUGGACGAGGCCACAGCGGCUGUGGACUUUGAGACGGACGAGCUCAUUCAGAAAACUAUUAGGACACAGUUCCAGGACUCGACAAUACUCACCAUUGCUCACAGGCUCAACACCAUCUUAGACUACGACAGGGUGAUGGUGCUGGACAGGGGUUACAUCAAGGAGUUCGCUGCCCCCAGCGCUCUUCUAUCUGACCCCUCCACUAUAUUCUACGGCAUGGCCAGAGACGCAGGCAUUGUUUGAGCGUCCGGACGCACCAGAUUUAAGCAAGCAUCGAAGACCAAGAAGAACCUGGCUGGAUGGAGUUAAAUAGGUCCUGGAACAACAUAACAUAUCUAUCACAGACGCCACACACUUAGCACAAGACCGAAACGUGCACCUCCCUGCGACAUCCUAAGGAUACCAGAGAAAGAAGAAGUAAAGUAAAAGUAUCGGUUGAGCAACACAUCUGGAGAAGUGGUCUAUAAUUGCAAAGGCUAUCGUUCGCAUAUUGCAGAUAAUAAUAUUUUUAAAACUUGGCAGCUAGGGUGUUUGAUAGUUUCAGUAAGUGUUUUCUUUCAUAUUUAGUGCAAAAUGGCCACUGAUACUUAUUGCGAUUGCUAUCACAUGCGCUGGAACUAAUUCGAGGAAUGUAAAGCGUUAUUCAAAAAGUAAAACAAUGAAACUGAUAAAUACUGCACACCACUUGAUAGAAAGAACAGGCUCAAUGGAAGCGUGGUUGGUAAUGGUAACCAAAGACAUAAAAUAAGUUGACAAUAAAAAUCAAGCUUUAAUUAAAAUUAAAUUUAGGAAUCUCAUUCGUUUGCCUCCAAAAUCCGAGAAUUACACAGAGGCAGAGUGGGUUUUUAAAAAGUAGGUAGCAAAACAGACAAAUAUCAAAUUUAGUCUUUCGUCAUCUUGAGUCAUAAUUGUAAUAAAACUGUUCAUAGAAAUGAAAAUGUUCUCUUCUUUGUUAAGUAUGCGUAGCAAGUAUCUAUAAUGGCCAGGGAGUUUGAUAUAUAAUAUCAAUGCUAGUUAUGUUCCACAGUUUCAUACCCAGUACCCAGGCUAGGUAAAUGGUUAGACUCGUUGCCUUGACCAGUCUGUAUUGUUUGUCUGAGUAAACUGAAGGACGUCGACACAAUAAUGAGUAUUUGGUGCUGGGGAAAAAAGAAUACAUGCACACAGGAACAAAGAGAGAAACUUAAAAAGUGGGACCAAUUAGUGACGCCCUCAAACCAUUCACCCUACUAUGUUAAUAAAACGGGUGAAUAAAUACAACUUGGAAUAGUCUACCAUAUUUCAUUACUCACGAUUUAUCUUUCAGUUUCAUUUUAAAUGCAUAAUAAUUUCUCCUAAACACAGGGCUGCGUGAAUGCGUAAGUCUUGCGGAGCUCAAUAAGACAAGCUGUGAUUAUUUAUUGUAUGGCUUUUACAUGUUGGUACUAGAUCUAGAUUCCCGUGGUAUUUAAUCAUUAGAAGUUAAAGCAAAAUUGAGGUGAGUGAGAAUGAAGGUCCUCUUGGGGACAGAAACGAGCCCUCAGACUGUUACAGCCUUUCUUCAACUCAAGCAAAAUGUUUUAAUUAGCAAAUGGAAUCAAAUUAAAAACCUGUUAUUGUUGCCCAUUGUAAUAAGGAACAGGAGGAUAUUUGCUUUAAUCGUGUGUACAUGUAUAUUAUAUAGUUAACAUAUAUCUAUAAAUGCAUAUAGAAAUAUACAUGUGUGU